This is a messenger RNA of Euleptes europaea (tarantolino), 1133 nucleotides long. It is a transcript of the gene FAM76A, whose product is annotated as family with sequence similarity 76 member A. Lineage: Eukaryota; Metazoa; Chordata; Lepidosauria; Squamata; Sphaerodactylidae. The transcript is spliced from 10 exons. The record is from RefSeq and is a predicted model, not a curated record. The coding region runs from base 34 to 1089 and encodes 351 amino acids.
GCGAGGGCUGCGCCUGUCAGGGAAGGUGGCGCGAUGGCGGCGCUUUAUGCUUGUACGAAGUGCCACCAGCGCUUCUCCUUCGAGGCGCUCAGUCAAGGCCAGCAGCUCUGCAAGGAGUGUCGGAUUGCCCAUCCUAUGGUUAAAUGUACUUACUGUCGCACUGAAUUCCAGCAAGAAAGCAAAACCAACACGAUAUGCAAGAAAUGUGCUCAGAAUGUGAAACUUUAUGGGACGCCAAAACCUUGCCAGUAUUGCAACAUCAUCGCUGCAUUUAUCGGUAACAAGUGCCAGCGUUGUACAAACUCUGAGAAGAAAUACGGACCUCCACAUUCCUGUGAACAGUGCAAACAGCAGUGUGCCUUUGACAGGAAAGAUGACAGGAAAAAAGUGGAUGGGAAGCUUCUCUGCUGGCUUUGCACGCUGUCCUAUAAACGAGUGUUACAGAAAACCAAAGAGCAACGUAAACACCUGAGCAGCUCUUCCCGAGCAAGCUUGCAAGAGAAGGAACAGUAUGGUAGGCUCAGCAGCAGUGGCCACUAUAACAGCCAGAAAACAUUGUCCACGUCAUCGAUUCAGAAUGAAAUCCCAAAGAAGAAGCCCAUGUUUGAUGCCAUAUCAGCCAACGGGGACAGCGUUCCUUCCUCUCCCGAGAUGCUUUGCCCCCCUAUCCAGAGUGCCCCGUCCGUGUUGGCGCAGUGGGCCGCUUCCCAACAGAGUCUCGUUGCCCACGAUUGUCCUGUUUCUCAAGGCACUGACAUCCUGAAUUUUUCUCCAGACCUUGCGUUAGAUUCUCCCGGCACAGACCACUUUGUCAUCAUAGCCCAGCUGAAGGAAGAAGUGGCCAGCCUAAAGAAAAUGCUACACCAAAAGGACCAGAUGAUCCUGGAGAAAGAGAAGAAGAUAACCGAGCUGAAGGCUGAUCUGCAGUAUCAGGAAUCCCAGAUGCGGGUUAAAAUGAAUCAAAUGGAAAAGACUCACAAGGAAGUCACAGAACAAUUGCAGGCCAAGAACAGAGAGCUCCUGAAGCAAGCUGCAGCUCUAUCCAAGGGCAAGAAGCCCGAGAAGCCAGGAGUGAUCACCUCCCCUUAAACGUGACACAGAAAUUCGUCCCACCACAAAGGAGCCUUUGGGCU